AUGCGACCACUCUCGCUGGUGCUAGCGACGCUCGCUGGCGGUGCGCUGGCGCAGAACGCCACCACUGCGGCGACUAGCGCCAUCACCAACGCCUCCGCGCCGGCGGCGGUCGAGGAUAUUGCCGAGGAGGGUGGCAAGCGCUUUGGCCUCGACAUUAUUCGGCCUGCGCCCACAAAGGAGGACCUGGAGGCCGACGCCAGCGCCGAUCGACUCGCCGCACUCGACGCGGAGGCAGUCGAGCCCGAAAGGCCGGCCGCCGUCUCCAACGCGUCCAUGGCCAAGCUGGCAGCUGGCGCCGCCGCCGCCAAGUCGGCAGGGCCGCCGGGCACGACAGCGGCAGACGCGGCUCGCGCCAUCCAGUCGGCAGAGAGGUACUGCGCCGCGGCUGCGAUGACUCUCUGCGCGGACGGCGCGGCUCCCGCGGCGAACAGCUCCGGCGCGGGUGGCGGAGGCGUCGCCUCCCCUGCUCCUCUUGCGACGGUGAGGGAGAGCCUCGGCUGCUUGCUCCGCCUCGCCGCCUCUGGCUCUGCCGACGCCAACGGCGCCGCGCCCGCAGCGCCUCUGCUCGGCGACGCCAUCCCGCCGACGUGCGGCCGUGCGCUCUCCACGCUGCACGCGGUGCUGCUGCACCAGCCGCUGCUCGACCCGCGCCUCGCCGCAGCCUGCGAGGGGCCGAUCCGCGGCGGCGUCUGCCGCGACGAGGACGGCGGCGCGGCGGACGGCCUCGGCUUGAUGCGCUGCCUCCGCUCUCCCGCCGCCGACUGCCGCGACGCGGUGACGCGGAGGAUGCUCGAGGAGGCGCGGAACCUGACGCUGGACGUGCAGCUGCACCGCGCCUGCUCGGCGGAGCUGGCGGCGCCGCCCUGCUCCCUCGUCGCCGCGGGCGGAGGCAGCGCGCCGCGAGGAGGCGCGCGGCGCGCCUGCCUGCAGCGGUCGCAGUACCGGUACCUCGCCGGGAGGCCGGAGGAGGCGCGGGCGGAGGGAGAGAAGGUGGGCGCGGCCCCGCCGCAGCGGCCGAUGGGCAAGGAGUGCGCGCACUACCUCUCCCUCUCCGAGAUCGAGCGCGCGGACGACGUUCGCUUCCACGCGCCGCUGCUGCAGGCGUGCGCGGCGGAGCGAGCCUCGCUCUGCGCCGACUUCCCCGCGGGGGCGUCGCAGGUCCUGUCUUGUCUCCUCCGCCACCGCACGCACCGCGACACGUCGCCCCGCUGCGCCGCGAGGCUGCUCGAGCACCAGCAGCGCCGCAUGGCGGACUUCCGGCUCGACCCGACUCUCACCGCAGCGUGCGCCGACGACAUCGUCGCCCUCUGCCCGGACGCGCCGCUCGGCAAGGGGGCGGUCAUUGCGUGCCUCAUCCGGAAGGAGGCGGAGGUGGCCGCCAAGCCGUGCGCACACGAGGUGCACCAGCUCGCGGCGGCGGCGACGAGCGACGUGCGGCUCAACGCGCCCCUGUACGAGGCGUGCGCGCCGCACGUGCUGCCGGGCGGCGUGUGCGGCUCCGUCCCGCCGGGCCAAGGCCGCGUGCUCGAGUGCCUCAAGUCGCAGGCGCGGCUGCCCAACGGCACCGCGGUGCUCGGCGCGGGCUGCGCCGCCGAGGUGGCGUCGCUCGCGCGGACCCAGGCCCGGGACGUGCACUACAACGCGCCCAUCGUCGCCGCGUGCGCUGCGGAGCUACACGACGCCGCCCUCUGCGGCGGCGUCUCCUCGCACGGCGAGGGAGAGGUGCUGCACUGCCUCGAGGAGAAGCGGCUCGAGCCGGCGAUGAGCGGCGCGUGCGAGGCGUCACUCAGCAGCUCGCGAGCGAUGAGCGGCGCCUGCGAGGCGGCCGUGACAAAGGACUUUGUACAGCGCGCUGCGUCGGUCGACACGCUCGUGGCGCUGCGCACGGUCUGCGCGGCGGAUCUGGCGCUGCUGUGCGGCGAUGCGCUCAUCGCGACGGGCCUCUCGCGCGAGCAGGCGCCGCUCUCCAACUCGACUGCCGUCGUGGUCGGCGCCCAAGAGCGGGUGCACGGCUACGCGCUCGCCGUGAGCGAGAACGCGCUCGCAAACGCGCCCCUCGCCGCCGCUUGCUCCGCCGACAUCUCGAAGCAUUGCGCGGCGGUGCAGCCGGGCGGCGGGCGGGUCCUCGACUGCCUGGAGCGGGUGGCGCGCACGCGGGCGCACCUGGCGCCGCAGUGCGCCGAGCAAGUCCUCUCCCAGAUGGCUGCGGAGCUCGCCGACCCCUCCACCUCCUUUGGUUUGCGCCGCGACUGUUCUGCGGCCCAGCUCUGCCCAAACGAGACGGCCGCCUCCAAGUCGCUGCCGGUGGCCAAGCGCUACACCGGGCUCAUGCAGUGCUUGCAGGCCAAGCACGCGAAGCUUCCCGAGGGCGCUUGCCGGGUCAAGGUCCGCUCUUCGCUGCGCGUGCUCGCCUACUUCCCGACCGCAAACUCGCCCCUCCUCGCCGAGUGCCGCGACCAGUUCACAGCCUACUGCGGCGCCCCCGACGGCGUCGACCUCAUGGAGGACGACGCAUUGCUGCGCUGCCUGCGCGAGCACCGCGCCCUCUUCACGGGCGGCUGCCGCGCCAAGGUGAUGUCCAUCGAGCGUAUGGCGCACAACGAGAUGGACUUCAACGCGGAGGUGUCCGAGGCGUGCGCGGUCGAGCUGCGCACGCAGUGCCGCGGCGUCGACUCGCGGCAGCAGCUCUCGUGCCUCGAGCGGAUGGGAGAGGUGCGCGCGGCGAAGCUGGCGCCGACUUGCAGCAGGGUGCUGCAGGGCUUCAAGGAGCGCGCCGCCCAGUCGGUCGAGCUGAUGGGCAAGGUCUCCUCCGUUUGCCGCGAGGACUACGAGCUCCUCUGCGCGAGCGCUUCAGCGCUGCAGCACCCCGGCGCGUCGAUACAGUGCCUCAAGGACUCGCGAGGGCAGCUGCGCUCCAAGGACUGCAAGGCGGCCGUCCUCGGCCUGAUGGCGGGCGCGUCGCGCGACUCGCGGCUCGACGCGCCAUGCUGCAGAGC
Molecule: messenger RNA, 2996 nt
Organism: Emiliania huxleyi CCMP1516
Lineage: Eukaryota; Haptophyta; Isochrysidales; Noelaerhabdaceae
Exons: 14
Cellular component (GO): Golgi membrane
Source: RefSeq, a predicted model, not a curated record